AUGGCUCAAGAUACACCUCGACAUUUAAGUCUGGAUACCGUUACCCGAUCGCCGUCAAGUUCGUCGCUUCGAUCGACAACGACAAUCGGUUCUAAUCUUUCAACGGUUAGUCAAAGACGACGCGGACUUAUAGGAAGGAUUGGCAAUGGCUUUAAUUCGAUUUUUCGACGGUUUUCUAGCGCACAAACAUCGCUAACAGAGAUGCAAGUUCAACUUCUGUCUCAUCGAACAAACUUUACUCGAGAUCAAGUUUUGGAAUGGCACUCAAAAUUUAUCAAUGAUUACCCUGAUGGGCACAUGACUCGAAAGCAAUUUAUUGCCAUGUAUAAAGCUAUGUGCCCAAAAGUCGAUGCGGAACGUUUUGCUCGUCAUAUCUUUCGUGCAUUUGACACUGAUAGAUCGAACACAAUUGAAUUUCAUGAAUUUCUAACUGGUCUAUCGAUGACAUCACCAAACAGUUCAUCACAUGAUAAACUUGAGUGGGUAUUUCAUGUCUUUGAUGUCAAUGGUGAUGGUGUGUUAACGCGAAAGGAAUGUUUGGAAAUUAUUGAAGUUAUUGUUCGUUUUAAUCAGUCUGUACAAGGUGAUACAUCGAAUACAAAUUCUGACCAACUUCUUCGCUCAGCUAAACAAUCAAUGAUGAACAUAUUUACCAGUGGUAGAAAUACUCAUAAUGAUAAAUUGACAAUGUCUCAAUUCGUUGAUGGUUGUCUCCACGAUGAACUCAUUUCACAAUUAUUGGACCCUAAACCAACGACACUGACUAAUUCACGCGACAGUCCGACGAAUUCCUCAUGA
This is a messenger RNA of Adineta ricciae, 798 nucleotides long. The record is from the annotation of a GenBank genome assembly. Lineage: Eukaryota; Metazoa; Rotifera; Eurotatoria; Adinetida; Adinetidae.